AUGGCCGAAACUAAGAAGGAAGUGAUCAACGAACUGUACGAUGCGGCACUAUUGACAACCGGAGUCGUUGGGGUAUCCUACCUUACCAAAACGGUUGCCGGAAAAAGCUUGGGUGCACCGAUGACCCUAGAAGGAGCGGCAAAGCUUGCCGUUGUCGUAGCCGGAAGUGCAUUCACCAUAGGGUACCUUAAGGAUAAGGGAUACAUCCCAAAAAUGAUUGACAAAUAAAAGAAUGAAAUCUGUCGUGGUGGGAGGACUCUUUAAUGCCGUGGCCUUUGCCGGGGCCGGCUUUCUAUUCUCCAAGCUGAAUGGACAAGGAUACAAGGAAGAGGUAAAAAGACAUAACCAAGCCUUAGAGAAGCUUGCAAAAGCCAAGGAGAAGUUUUACGAAUCCGAAGUGAAGCGCAGGAACGACGAGGCAAGACGGAGGGUCGAGAUCCUGGAUGCUAACAAGGACAUCGAGGAAACAAACAGGGCACUGGAAGACCUGAGGGAUUAUACGAGGCUGAUGGAUAAUACGGCAUCCCAACGCAGACCUAAGUUGGAGGAUUACUAUCAACCAUCGGACGAGAUGAAAAGAUACGCAGUGUUGACAGUGGGUAUACUUGGUGUUGGCGGUGCUUACGGAUUAACACGAAUAUUUUAA
Molecule: messenger RNA, 646 nt
Organism: Paramuricea clavata
Lineage: Eukaryota; Metazoa; Cnidaria; Anthozoa; Malacalcyonacea; Plexauridae
Source: the annotation of a GenBank genome assembly